Messenger RNA from Hippopotamus amphibius kiboko, 2316 nucleotides. It is a transcript of the gene DPH2, whose product is annotated as diphthamide biosynthesis 2. The record is from RefSeq and is a predicted model, not a curated record. Gene Ontology annotation, biological process: protein histidyl modification to diphthamide. Gene Ontology annotation, molecular function: 2-(3-amino-3-carboxypropyl)histidine synthase activity. Lineage: Eukaryota; Metazoa; Chordata; Mammalia; Artiodactyla; Hippopotamidae. The transcript has 6 exons. Bases 193 to 1662 code for a protein of 489 amino acids.
CCCUGGGAGGCCCAUGUGUAGCGGACAAACAGGAGUUUGGAUGGUUGGGGGCUGGCUCAAGGGCUGACUGACCCCCCAAGCCCUCGCCCCCACCAAGCGACUCUGACCCUUUAAGGGCCGUUUUUGAGGACGCGGGGCCUGAAGCUGACUGAGGGAGGUCUCCGCUGCCUCCCGCUAGCCAAAUUGUGCCUCAUGGAGUCUACGUUCAGCAGCCCUGCGGAGGCGGCGCUGCAACGAGAGGCGGGCGCUGCCGGGCUGCGCACUCCUCUUGGAGACCUGGACCGAGUGUAUGAGCUGGAGCGAGUCGUUGGAUUUGUCCGUGACCUGGGGUGUCAACGGGUGGCUUUGCAGUUCCCUGAUCAGCAAUUGGGAGAUGCUGGGCCCGUGGCUGCACGACUGGAGGAGGCCACGGGGUCGAAGAUGUUCAUUCUGGGAGACACAGCCUAUGGCAGCUGCUGUGUGGAUGUACUGGGUGCUGAGCAAGCUGGAGCUCAGGCCCUUGUACAUUUUGGCCCUGCCUGCUUAAGCCCUCCUGCCUGUCCACUGCCUGUUGCCUUCGUCCUCAGUCAGCGAUCUGUGGCCUUGGAGCUCUGCGCUAAGGCCUUCGAGGCCCAGAACCCAGACCCCACAGCACCUGUGGUGCUGCUGAGUGAGCCAGCCUGUGCCCACGCCCUGGAGGCCUUGGCCACCCUUCUGCGCCCACAGUACCUGGACCUGCUUGUCUCCAGCCCAGCUCUUCCCCUGCCAGUGGGCUCCCACAGUCCAGAUCCUGAGCCCUUGGAGCGUUUUGGGCGCCGCUUCCCUCUGGCUCCAGGGAGGUGUCUGGAAGAGUAUGGUGCCUUCUAUGUGGGGGACUCUGAGGCCAUCUCUGACCCUGACCUUGACCCAGACCUGAGCCGGCUACUCUUGGGCUGGGCACCAGGGCGGCCCUUCUUCUCCUGCUGCCCAGACACAGGGCAGACUCAAGAUGAAGGUGCCCGGGCUAGGCGGCUAAGAGCACGAAGACGCUAUCUGGUAGAGAGGGCCAGAGAUGCCCGUGUGGUGGGGCUGCUGGCAGGCACAUUGGGUGUGGCCCGACACCGUGAGGCACUGGCACACUUGCGGAACCUGACAGAGGCUGCUGGCAAGCGUAGCUAUGUAUUGGCCCUGGGGCGACCCACACCUGCCAAGCUUGCCAACUUCCCUGAGGUGGACAUCUUUGUGCUGUUGGCCUGUCCUCUGGGUGCCCUAGCCCCCCAGCCUUCUGGCAGCUUCUUCCGGCCUGUAUUGGCACCAUGUGAACUGGAGGCUGCCUGCAACCCUGCGUGGCCACCUCCAGGCCUGGCUCCCCACCUCACACAUUAUGCGGACUUAUUGCCUGGCUCUCCCUUCCACGUGCCCCUCCCUCCACCUGACUCAGAGCUGUGGGACACCCCAGAUGUGUCACUCAUUACUGGGGACCUCCGACCCCCGCCUGCCUGGAAGCCAUCAAAUGAUCCUGGAUGCUCAGCCCUAGCCCCGAGGCCCCAGCUGGAGCUGGCUGAGAGCAGCCCUGCAGCCUCAUUCCUUAGUUCCCGGAGCUGGCAGGGACUGCAACCCCGCCUGGGUCAGACGCCGGUGACGGGAGCUGUGAGUGGAAGACGAGGGAUUGCCAUUGCCUACGAGGAUGAGGGAAGCAGCUGAUACCACGUGGGGCCAGAGCCACAGGAGGACUUAAGACCUUCAGUGCUCCCUGCACCAACUUCACUCUUCUGCCAGGAUCCUUGAAGAAGGCUCUCAUUGAGGCAGCCCCUCACUGAGGAUAGGAUCCAGCUCUUUCCUGUCCUGGCACUGGCACAAGGCUUAGCACAUAUUGGCUUAGUAAAUAUCUGUUGUUUAACUGAUGGGGGAACAGCUCUGGGUCUUCCCUGAAGCCUUCUGGGCCAUCUGUUCUCCUGGGAGCAGACCAAGACCUCUGGCCAAUUCAAGUUCCUGCUGUGCAGUUGAGGGUCUGCCUUUGUUAAAGGCAGGUGCUGGAUGGUUUAGACCACGGUUUCUCAACCUUGGCAUUAUUGACAUUUUGGGCCAGAUAAUUAUUUGUUGUGUGGAGCUGUCCUGUGCACUGUAGGAUGUUUAGCAUCAUCUCUUGUUUCUGCCCAGUAGGUGCAUGUAGCAUGCGCCUCCCCAACUGUGAUAAUCAGGAAUGUCUCCAGAUGUUGACAAGUGUCCCCUAUGGGGGCAAAAGCAUCCCCAGUUGAGAACCACUGGUCUACAGCUAUGCUAUCCAAUAUAGUAGCCACAUGUGGCUGUUCAAACAAAUUUGAAUCAAUUAAGAUUAAAAACUCAGUUUCUCAAUCA